AUGGAUAGUGGGAAUGGAUCAACUGUCGAUAUUCUGAAAAAUAUAGAUACAAACGAAUAUAACAAAACCGAUAACAGAGUAAAAGACAAUUGGAUCUCUAAAGUGGCGUUAGGAGGUUAUUACAACCCGAAAAAAUGUCGUUCAAGACAUAAAGUUGCUAUUUUGGUGCCUUACCGGAAUCGAGAAAAGAAUCUAGCGGUAUUCACGAAUCACAUGCAUCCGUUUCUUAUAAAACAGCAACUGGAAUACAGAAUAUUUAUUAUCGAACAAGCUGGUAAGGAGGUAUUCAACAGGGGGAAGCUGUUCAACAUCGCCUUCGUGGAGAUGAUGAAGUACAACGACUGGCAUUGCGUGGUGCUGCACGACGUGGACUUGUUGCCUCAGGGCGACAGGAUCCUGUACACGUGCCCGACAUUUCCUCGGCAUAUGUGCGGCACAGUUCUUGAGAAGGCUAAACUGUUUUAUCACACGUUGUUCGGUGGUGUGUCGGCUUUGUCUGUACAACAUUACAAGCAAAUAAACGGCUUCUCGAACCUGUAUUGGGGAUGGGGCGGUGAGGACAACGAUAUGUUUUGGAGGCUCCAGAUAUCACAGAUUCCAAUCGUCAGAUACAACAAGACCGUCGCUUUAUACAAAUCUUUACCACAUCGGGGACAGCCGAAAAAUAAAUACAGAUACAAACUAUUGGCGUUUACUAUGGCAAAGUAUAAGACGGACGGUCUCUCAAGCCUGGUUUAUAAAGUGAUUUGGACUAAACUUCGCCCUCUCUACACUCACAUACUCGCUGAUGUGAACCCUUUGAGAGAGAAAAUUACGGAUGUGUACAGCAACAUGUUUGGUUUUGUUCUGUGAUACUUGUCUAGUUUAUAAGUUUUUAGGUUAUUAAGUGUACUUAAAUAUACGAUAAUGCGUCUAAAGAUAGCAGUGGCAAAGGAUGAUUUUUUUAUAAGGUAACCCGACAAAACUUAUAGGUAGUAAUAUGCAUAAAUACGAUCCGCAAAUAAUUGAUAAUAAAUUACGAAAGGAAAGCAGGAAUCGGGUUGUAUUGAACCUUCGUCACUAAAAGAUAGUUUACAUUAUAGGCCUUCGAUAUUUAAGUACCUUUGCGUUACACAUUAGUAUGAAAGAGGAGGCGAUAAUUGUAACGUCUCUGUCGUUAUUAUAAAAUAUACAACUAACAAAACUGUGAACAAAAUUGAUCUGGAAAAUAUCUUGAUUAAAUUAUAACUCAAUUAUAAGUACUACUUAGGUAUAUAAUAGAAUAGAGAAUAGAAUAGAAUAAAUAAUUUCCCGGGAUGAAAAGUAGUCUAUAGCACACAGGAGUAAUGUAUCUCCAUAU
Messenger RNA from Manduca sexta (tobacco hornworm), 1339 nucleotides. RefSeq names its product beta-1,4-N-acetylgalactosaminyltransferase bre-4. The transcript is spliced from 7 exons. The record is from RefSeq and is a predicted model, not a curated record. Gene Ontology annotation, biological process: carbohydrate metabolic process; glycosphingolipid biosynthetic process. Gene Ontology annotation, molecular function: N-acetyl-beta-glucosaminyl-derivative 4-beta-N-acetylgalactosaminyltransferase activity. Lineage: Eukaryota; Metazoa; Arthropoda; Insecta; Lepidoptera; Sphingidae. Bases 1 to 852 code for a protein of 283 amino acids.